AUGGCGUCUUCUUCGAAUACUCUGGCGAUAUCUCCAAGAAAGCUCCGGUCAGACCUUUAUUCAUACUCAUACCAAGACGGUUCGAGCACACCACUCGUGAUCUCUGUUCUCUCGUCUCUCAUUGAGCGGACGUUAGCUCGGAACGAGAGGAUCAGCCGGAGCUACGGUGGUUUUGGUAAGACACGUGUCUUCGAUUGCCUUGAGAUCCCUGACAUGACGAUCCAGUCGUAUUUAGAGAGGAUUUUCCGGUAUACCAAAGCCGGUCCAUCGGUUUACGUCGUGGCUUAUGUCUACAUUGACCGGUUCUGUCAGAAUAAUCAAGGUUUUAGAAUCAGUCUCACUAAUGUACAUCGUCUCCUCAUCACAACCAUCAUGGUCGCUUCCAAAUACGUUGAAGACAUGAACUACAGAAACUCGUACUUUGCUAAAGUGGGAGGAUUAGAGACAGAAGAUUUGAACAACUUGGAACUGGAGUUCUUGUUCUUGAUGGGUUUUAAGUUGCAUGUGAAUGUGAGUGUGUUCGAGAGUUACUGUUGUCAUCUUGAGAGAGAAGUAAGUAUAGGAGGAGGUUAUCAGAUCGAGAAGGCAUUACGUUGCGCUGAGGAAAUUAAAUCCAGACAAAUUGUUCAAGAUCCUAAACACCAUAAUCAGUUUUCAAGAAUCUUGUUGUAG
Messenger RNA from Eruca vesicaria subsp. sativa (arugula), 672 nucleotides. The record is from the annotation of a GenBank genome assembly. Lineage: Eukaryota; Viridiplantae; Streptophyta; Magnoliopsida; Brassicales; Brassicaceae.